UUUUAGCUUUUCAGUGUUGGAGAUGUGGUGCAGUAGAUUAGCAUUGAGGCGGAUUGCUCUGACAGGUGCCCAGCGUGCCAUGGCCACCCUUCCGCGUGUGUACAUCACCCGAAAAGUGCCAGCUACCGGCCUUGAGAUCCUGCACAAGUCUGGACAGGUGCAGAUGGAAAUGUGGGACUCGGACGACCCCGUCCCCCGACAGGAGCUGCUGAAAAAGGUGAAAGGCUGUGACGGACUGAUGUGUGUUCUCACUGAGAAGAUUGAUGCUGAGUUGUUGGAUGCUGCAGGUCCAAACCUGAAGGUUCUGAGUACCAUGUCGGUCGGGUUUGAUCACCUCUCACUGGACGAGCUAAAGAAAAGGGGGAUCCGGGUAGGAUACACUCCAGACGUGCUGACCGAUGCUGUGGCUGAGCUGACCGUCGCCCUUCUCCUGACUACAUCACGCAGACUGAUCGAGGCCACUCACGAGGCUAAAACGGGUGGAUGGGGAACAUGGAGAACCCUGUGGUUAUGUGGUUAUGAGCUGGCCAACAGCACAGUUGGCAUCCUGGGACUUGGACGGAUUGGAGUGGCCAUUGCUGAGCGCCUGAAACCCUUUAAAGUAAAGAGGUUCAUCUACGCAGACGUCGCACCGAGACCGGAGCUUGCAGAAACCAUCCAGGCAGAAUAUGUGUCCAUGGAUGAGUUGGCCAGGCAGUCUGAUUUUCUGGCGGUGUGCUGUGCUCUGACUCCGGAGACUCAGGGCGUCUGCAACAAGAAGCUCUUCUCGAAGAUGAAGAGCACGUCCAUUUUUAUUAACACCAGCAGAGGGGGCGUGGUGAACCAGGAGGAUCUGUAUGAAGCUUUAUCCACUGGUCAGAUCGCUGGAGCUGGACUGGACGUCACCACACCCGAACCCUUACCCACUAACCACCCGCUGUUCACUCUUAAAAACUGCGUGAUCCUGCCGCACAUCGCUAGUGCCUCCUACACAACACGCAACGCCAUGUCCGCCCUCGCCGCCACCAACCUGCUUGCUGGACUUCGAGGGGAACCGAUGCCCAAAGAGCUUCAACUCUAGAAAGUGAAGUGACCACUAAUUCAUCAGAUCUGGAAAUCGAUUCCUCAGGAAACUGCUGACCAAUUUAUUAAAAAUAUCACAAGGUCUGUUCAAAUAAAGAAACACUGACCAAUA
This is a messenger RNA of Trichomycterus rosablanca, 1174 nucleotides long. RefSeq names its product glyoxylate reductase/hydroxypyruvate reductase b (gene grhprb). The transcript is spliced from 8 exons. The coding region runs from base 23 to 1060 and encodes 345 amino acids. Lineage: Eukaryota; Metazoa; Chordata; Actinopteri; Siluriformes; Trichomycteridae. Gene Ontology annotation, molecular function: hydroxypyruvate reductase (NADH) activity; glyoxylate reductase (NADPH) activity; NAD binding. The record is from RefSeq and is a predicted model, not a curated record. Gene Ontology annotation, cellular component: cytosol.